AUGGUUAAGGCAGUUAUCUUCACCGACUUCGACGGCACAGUGACAUGGCAAGAUUCGAACGAUUUCCUGACGGACAACAAGGGCUUCGGUAAGGUCGAGAGAGAAAAGGUAUUCGAAGGCGUGCUGGAUGGCAGCAAGUCAUUCCGCGACGGAUUCUGGGAGAUGCUGGAGUCGGUCAAGACCCCUUUCCCAGAGUGCGUGAAGCUACUGGAGCAAAACAUCGACUUGGACCCUGGAUUCAAGGACACCUACGAGUGGGCGCAGGAAAACGGCGUUCCAAUUGUGGUCAUAUCAAGUGGUAUGCGCCCACUGAUCCGCGCGCUGUUGGAGCGCCUGGUGGGCCCUGAGGCCAUUAAGAACAUCGAGAUUGUGUCGAACGAGGUCGAAAUCGACGACGACGGGCAAUGGCGCAUUGUGUACAAGGACGAGACGCCUUUCGGCCACGACAAGUCCCGCAGCAUCAAGGCCUACAAGAAGAAGUUCGAGGCUGACGGCGAGCACCCCACCUACUUCUACUGCGGUGACGGUGUGUCCGACCUGAGCGCGGCGAAGGAAUGCGACCUGCUGUUCGCGAAGCGCGGCAAGGACUUGGUCACCUACUGCAAACGUCAGGACGUGCCUUUCCAUGAGUUUGACACCUACGAGGACAUCCUGAAGAGCAUGAAGCAGGUGCUCGCGGGCGAGAAGACCGUGAAGGAGCUCAUGCAGAACUGA
Messenger RNA from Lachancea thermotolerans CBS 6340, 714 nucleotides. It is a transcript of the gene PYP1, whose product is annotated as putative phosphoric monoester hydrolase. Gene Ontology annotation, molecular function: phosphatase activity. The transcript has a single exon. Bases 1 to 714 code for a protein of 237 amino acids. The record is from RefSeq and is a predicted model, not a curated record. Lineage: Eukaryota; Fungi; Ascomycota; Saccharomycetes; Saccharomycetales; Saccharomycetaceae.